Messenger RNA from Bursaphelenchus xylophilus (pine wood nematode), 2233 nucleotides. The record is from the annotation of a GenBank genome assembly. Lineage: Eukaryota; Metazoa; Nematoda; Chromadorea; Rhabditida; Aphelenchoididae.
AUGCUGCUAAGGUUACUAGUGGUGUUUGUGUUGCCAUUCGCAGAAUCCGCCAAGUCGUGUGGAAGAGAGGCCAUCCCUUACAUCCUCUCCGUUGACCUCGCCGGGAAACCAGGUGGGUUUUCUAGUGUCUGCUCACUUUUACUUUUUUAAUUUUCAACUUGAUUGUUGUGGUUCUAGAGUUAGCAUGUGAUACUCCGGCUUGUUUUGGACCCUUGAAAAGUCCACUCAUAGAUGAUUUUAAUGAAGAUCAAGGACAAUUGUCGGUCCUUCAUAGAACGGCGGUAUGUUUUGGCAUUUGGCGAUCUUGACGUUUUAAAACCGUUUAAUCAUCCCUUUAUUUGAAGUCAUGCUCUGGAAAAUACACGAAUAUCCCAUGCACUGGCAACGAUGAAUGGACUGGAGGAGUUGCCGAGUACAAUAAUGGAACUCAUAUUUCCCUUACAAUGGAAUGUUGUCGUUUCGAAGGGCUGAAUUACGCAACCGAACACAAGAUUGCAUUGGUUCGGCCCGGAGAGCGUUAUGUGGGUGGAGCGGUGAAGGAGAACGGUAGACUAAUCGCCUUCGAUCUGGUCAAGGAAGUUAGGAAGAAUGUCGCCGCUAAUAACGAGUAAGAUUUCUCACCUUUUUUCAAUAUUUUUAUUUUUAAAUUAUUUACCCCGUUUGUUGCAGAGUUCAUUACGUCGCUCAUGUCUAUCGAAUGAGUUGUGUUCCCGCUCCCAGUCAUCCUCUGAAUAAAGUGGAUCCAACUAUGACAACUGGAGAAUAUCUGAGUCGUCGAUUGUCAGCCAAGUCUCGGAAUCCAAACAAACGAAAGCAACAUUCAUCCAGACUGAAUAGAUAUCGAGGACAAUAUGAUUACGAAUAUUACUCUUAUGAAAGACCCAUGUAUCGAAGAGGACCCGGUCGAAACACCUACAGAAGAGGAGGAAGAAGAAGAUACAAGCCUUAUAUGGACGAUUACGAGUACUAUGAGCAGGAUAUGAGACCAGCAAGACGUCAGAGUUAUCAUCAAGAUGUGCUCUGGCCGAUUAAUGAUGACAAGAAAUCAAGUCCUCCUUCUAAUUUUAAGGCCCAUGCGUCCAAAAAUAUUGAGACAAAUCAAGGCCCAGACUAUCCAAUGAACGACGCCCAAAGGGCCGAAGAACUUCCAUUUUCGUAUUCAAAUUCGGUCCCAACAGCCGAGAAUACAGUGACAAUCCCUCCCCAACAUGACUCCUCUUAUGCACAACCCUCCCUAGUAGCUCCUGCUGCUUCCCAAGACACUUAUAGCAUCGCUUUGCAACCUUCGGUAUUGCCGGUAGGAGCGACAUAACAAAUUACAAUAUAAAAUACCCUUUUCAGAGUUAUGUCGUUCCAACUCAACCCGAGAAUUCCUAUGCUCUGCAGCCUUCGUCCUAUCAACAACCCAGCUAUGUUUCCGAGACAGCCCAACAACCACAGCCAGAUGUAUCUUGCACAUCCACUUGUUGCACUCCAAGUUGUUCCAUGAAUAGUAUGUUCUCUUCUUUGCAAUGUUUCAGUGGGGAUAUGUUGGUGGAAACACCCUCAGGACACAAAAGAAUGGAUGAACUGGAAGUGGGAGAUCUGGUGAUGUCAAUGGACGGAGCGUUGGUAUGUCAUCAUCGUUACUGAUUCAAUUACAAAAUAAUUUUUAGAUUACCUACUCUAAAGUGGUCAUGUUCCUUCAUCGGAAAGAGAAAGAAGACGCGUUAUACAGGCAUAUCAGAACCAGCAAUGGAAGGGAUCUCAAGAUAACGCCCUAUCAUUUGAUGUACACUACCAAGUGUAAAGCUGGAGAUAGAUUGCGUUUAGUUAAAGCGGCGGAUAUUGUCAUUGGCGAUUGCAUCCAUUACAAGGGCUCCCAAGGACUGAGAUCAUCAAAGGUUGUGUCCAUCAAAGAUGUAAGUCGUGUUUCAUUAAAGCUCGAUCAUGUUUCCCUUGUUAAUGAACAUCCUAGGUAAAUGGAAAUGGAAUUUAUGCCCCAUUAACGGCAAAUGGAGACAUGUUUGUGAACAAUAUAUUGGUAAGCUGUCAUAGUAAUAUGGCUGCUCAAACUCUUCAACAAACAUUCUUUGCGUGGUGGAGGCAAUGGACGGGAUACAUCAAGAAGAUCACUUCUUUCGUAUAUCCAUAUCAGAAACUUAUCUCCGAUGAUGGAGAGCUCCCAUUUGGCGUGGAUUACCUAACCACCGUCAUGGAUCUUUUUGUGCCUCAGAAUUUAAUUUCCUAUUAA